Molecule: messenger RNA, 2121 nt
Organism: Eimeria necatrix
Lineage: Eukaryota; Apicomplexa; Conoidasida; Eucoccidiorida; Eimeriidae
Exons: 4
Source: RefSeq, a predicted model, not a curated record
AUGAUGGUCCGGCGCCCUAAGUGGCGCGUGCUGCUGCUGCUGCAGCAGUUGCUGCUGCUGCUGCUGGUGCUGUCGUGGGUGCCUCCCAACGCAGCAGCAGCAGCAGCAGCAGCGACAGCAGCAGACGCAGCAGCAACAGGUCCUGUGCGGGAAGUGGAUCGCGUAGAAAUAGAUGACGACGAGGCGUUCACAGACUUCAGUGACGAGGGAGAGGAGUUGCUGCUGCCCGGCAGCAGCAGCAGCAGCAGCAGCAGCAGCAGCGGCGGCGGCGGGUCUGAGGAGGAGGGCAGCAGCGGGGACGCAGAGGACGAGGCGGAGUCCGAGGAGCAGCUGCUGGACGCCGACAGCAGCAGCAGCAGCAGCAGCAGCAGCAGCAGCAGCAGCAGCAGCCCGGAGGAGUGGCUGGCGGAAAUUGAAGAAGCAAUUUCCAAUGGAGCCACUCACCGGAUUUACUACAGCAGCGAAGAAGAGCGGUUCUACAGCGCGGAGGUGGACGGCGGCGAGGUGCUGCUGCUGCUGCGGCAGCUGAAGCCGCAGCUGCUGCAGCACUGGCAGCAGCAGCAGCAGCAGCAGCAGCAGCAGCAGCUCGAGGCCGCCUGGACCCGCAUCGAACAGGAAGUGCUGCUGCGCGCAGCUCUCCACAAAAGAGAUGUUUAUCCUCAGUCUUGGUUUUCUCCUUUAUAUCCCGAAGAUGGAAUUCAAACUGGCGCUUUGCUGACGCCGCUGCAGCAGCACGAAGUCGACGAACACGAGGCCGUCGAGCGCGAGCGCCAGCUGCUAAGGGCCCUCGUCGUGGACCUGCUGCAGAGGGAGCAGAAGACAGAGGAAGCAAAAGACUCACACAGCAGCAGCAGCAGCAGCAGCAGCAGCAGCAGCAGCACGACGAGCAGCAGCACGCGGUCGCCAGGAGUUUCCGUGCCGACGCAUCCAAGCGACUCGGCGCCUUCCACUGCUGCAGCAGCAACAGCAGCAAAUGCGGCAGCGCCAACUGCAGCACCUGCAGCAGCUGCUGCUGCCACUCCGCUUGCUGCUGCUGCUGCUCCUGAUAGUUUGCUGCAGCCUCCCCACGGCGCAGCAUCAUCUCUCUCCUCUCGCACCACUGCUGCAGAAACAGGGAGCUCUCCUGCUGCAACAGCUGCUGCUCUCCAAGGGGACGGCCCGAAGAAGGGCCGCAGCAGCAGCAGCAGCAACGGCAGCAGCAGCAGCAGCAGCAACGGCGACGUGCCUGUGCUGUUUGUGCCGGAUGAUGCGCUCGACUUCGCAGCUCUCUUUGCUGCUGGGCGGAUGUCUUUGCUGCAGGCAGGCCAGAGGAGCAGAAGCAGCAGCAGCAGCAAGAACAGCAGCAGCGAAGCAGCAGCAGCGCUGAGUGCAGAGGAGGCUGCGUUUGCUGCAGCUCGAGCUGCAGCAAAAGAAAGAGAAGGCGUGGGUCGUUUAGUGACCAGCUUCGGAGACGCCUACUACUACUUGCGGCUGCUGCUGCGGCUGCCGCAGCAGCAGCAGCAGCAGCAGCAGCAGCAGCAGCAGCGGCAGCGGGAGGAGGACGAAGAGGACCUGGCUUUGCUGCUGCCGGACCCGAUAUCCCCGGAGCCUGUGCACGGGCCCGCAGUGGCUGCGCAGCUGCAGCAGCUGCCGCGGGGGAAGCAGCAAGUGCUGCGAGCAGCAGCAAUUGGAGUUGUUGCUUUUUUGUCGCUUUUUGGAGUUGCUGAUGAGGCCGGCCGUUUGCAGCUGCCUGGCGGCUGGCCGCGGGACUUCUCUUUAGCUGCCAAAGCAAUUGCUGCGGGCCGCAGCGCCAAGCCCCCCUCAGCCCUCUGUCUGCUGCUUGACGGCUUCUUGGCAGCAAUUGGUGUCCCGUCGCUGGUGCUGGGGGCUGAGGGCUGGGCGCUGCAGCACAGCCCCUCUUCGUUGACUCUCUUUCUAGCAGCAAAUAAAGAAGCAGCAGCAGCACCGCCGCUGCAGCAGCCCUUCGACGCCCCGCUGCUGCACAUGCCCAAGUACAGACAGGAGCAGGAGCGCCUCAGCAAAAACAGCACGAGGGGCCGCGCAGUCGUUCCUUUCCGGCUCGUCUUUGCUGCUGCUUUGUCUGCUGCCGCUGCAGCAGCAGCACUUGGGGCCGGCGUGAAG